AUGGCCAUUGUUGUAUCGACUGGAAUUUUUGCCAUUAUACGAACCGUUCAAAUUGGCACGCAGCUCCACCCCCCUCCCAAUAAAAAUCCCGAUACUUUCAGUACCGUCCUGGGCCUUACUUGGUCCGGCAUGGAGAGAAAUAUCGCGAUUCUUCUCGGGAGUGUGCCUGCGCUGAAUCCGCUCGUGGCACCGGCGACCAGAGUCAUGAGGCAGACUUUGGGCUCAUCGAUCUUGAAAUUCAGAUCGGCGAGAUCUCAAUUAUACCAGCUAUCGGAUGUUCCCCAGUCCGGUAAGCUGCCAAAUAAUGAUAGUGGACGACAAAUUUCUGCGAUUAAAAGCACCCGAUCGACAGGUACACGAAACUACAAUACGAGUGAAGAACGCAUAUUUCCUAUGCAGAGCGGAGAGAUUGCAUGGAGAGAGCAUUAUCUCUUCUUUCCAUGGGAUGGAUGCCUCAACGAUUUUGGCUGA
Sclerotinia sclerotiorum 1980 UF-70 is the source of this 471-nucleotide messenger RNA. RefSeq lists its product with no specific name. The transcript has 3 exons. The record is from RefSeq and is a predicted model, not a curated record. NCBI's taxonomy places the organism in Eukaryota, Fungi, Ascomycota, Leotiomycetes, Helotiales, Sclerotiniaceae. The coding region runs from base 1 to 471 and encodes 156 amino acids.